AUGACUGCUAAAAGGUUAAAUAUAAGAAAUGCUGUUAUUCCAAAUGGUUUGAGCGAAGAUGAGAUUAACUCAUCUGAGUCUGAAGAUGAAAUGAGUAAAGUGACACAUGCUUUACGAAAUGAAUUGAAUAUGAGCGAAAACUCUUCAACAAGGGAAAGUGAUAACGAUGAAAGCGUUGAAAGCGAAGAGGAUGAAAAUUUUGUAACUCCGACAGCUGACUUUGCUGACAACAUGCCACCACCACCUAUUCAUGAUGAACUGCAACCAAUUGAUUAUUUUUAUAAUAUGUUCGGCAAGCAAUCAACAACACUCUUGACAAAUCAAUCGAAUCUAUAUUCUGUUCAAAAAAAUCCCAACAAAGCAGCACGUAUUUCGGAAACAGAAAUGGAACAUUUCAUUGGUAUUUUGUUAAUGACAGGUAUUUAUUCUUUUCCAGAGCAACGUUAUUUCUGGUCGAACAAUACACGUGUUGAAUCUAUAUCUUCAGUCAUGACUCGAGAUCGAUUUCUUGAAUUAAAGAAAUAUUUACAUGUUACUGAUAAUUCAAUUCAACAAAAUCGAACGGAUGCAAAUUUUGAUAGAGCACAUAAAGUUCGUCCAUUGUUGAAUAUUAUAAAAGAAAAUUUUAGGACAAUUCCAAAGGAAGAAAAACUAAGUGUUGAUGAACAAAUCAUACCAUUUAAAGGUAGAAGUAUAAUGAAGCAGCAUAUGCCGAAGAAGCCCAAUCGUUGGGGGUAUAAGAUGUUUCUUUUAGCUGGUGGCAAAAGUGGUAUAUGCUACGAUUUUAUUUUUUAUACAGGUAAAGGCAAUCAACAACAGCAUGGUUUUUGUACAGAUAUUGUACUGAAUGUUUGCGAAACUGUACCACGUUUUGCUAAUCAUAAAGUAUAUUUUGAUAAUUAUUUCACAACAAUUCGUCUACAAGUAGAGUUGAAGAAGUUGGGAAUUUUUUCCGUUGGUACGGUAAGGCCAAAUCGAUUAAUUGAUUUAAGCAUUAAAAAUGCAAAAGAUUUAUCAAGAGAAGGUAGGGGAGCGAUGAAUCAUCGCGUCACAGAGGUUGAAGGAGUGGAACUAUGCGUGACACGAUGGUAUGAUAACAAUGCUGUGAAUUGUCUUUCUACAUUGUAUGGUUGUGAACCGAUUGAUUCGGUGCAACGAUGGUCGUCGAAACAAAAAAACCAUAUACAAAUAAGACGACCACAGGUCAUAAAAGCUUAUAAUGAACAUAUGGGAGGAGUCGAUUUAAUCGACAUGUUGAUUUCUUUGUAUCGAAUAAAUGUUGGUUCAAAAAAAUAUUACAUAAAAAUUCUUUUUCAUCUUAUUGAUUUGUCAGUUGUCAAUGCAUGGUUGUUGUACCGACGCCACAGUUUGCAACUAAAUAUUACAAAAAAGGACAUAAUGUCUUUAUUGACUUUUCGUAUAAAUAUUGCUACAGCUUUACUUAAAUCUAGUCCACCACCACCUAUCAUAAAACGUGGUCGACCAUCAUUAGAAUCAAGAUUAAAAUCAAACGAAAACAACUCAACAGCAACUUUACGAACUACACCAACUUUGGCUCCACCUUCGAGUACACGAUUCGACAAAUAUGAUCAUUGGCCCAUCACAACAUCAAAAGGUCGUUGUCGAAAUAAUACCUGUGAUGGGUAUACAAGAAUAUCAUGUUCUAAAUGUGGAAUUCGUUUAUGUUUGAAUGAAAAAAAUAACUGUUUUACAGAUUAUCAUAAUUAA
Rotaria sp. Silwood2 is the source of this 1728-nucleotide messenger RNA. Lineage: Eukaryota; Metazoa; Rotifera; Eurotatoria; Philodinida; Philodinidae. The record is from the annotation of a GenBank genome assembly.